This is a messenger RNA of Musa acuminata subsp. malaccensis (wild Malaysian banana), 990 nucleotides long. Its product is annotated as protein RGF1 INDUCIBLE TRANSCRIPTION FACTOR 1. NCBI's taxonomy places the organism in Eukaryota, Viridiplantae, Streptophyta, Magnoliopsida, Zingiberales, Musaceae. The record is from RefSeq and is a predicted model, not a curated record.
CCUGUCUCUGCCUCUUCUCCUGCUGCAGAACACGUCGGGGGCUUGUGAAGUCCGCUCUCGGUUGUUGAAGUUAAGAUGCAGGGAGCUCACAAGCCGGCGUGGCUGGAGGCUCUCGACAAGCUAAAGUUCUUCGUCGGCUGCUCCGUGCACGAGAGCGCGAGGAAGAACGAGAAGAACAUCUGCUGUUUGGACUGUUGCACGGCUAUCUGCCCCCAUUGCUUGCGGUCUCACCGCCUCCACAGGCUGGUGCAGGUGCGGCGCUACGUCUACCAUGACGUUGUGCGGCUGCAGGACCUUGACAAGCUCAUCGACUGCUCCAGCGUUCAGUCCUACACCAUCAACAGUUCAAAGGUAGUAUUCCUCAAGAAGCGUCCGCAGAGCAGACAAUUCAAAGGAGCAGGAAACGUGUGCACUUCCUGUGACAGGACCCUCCAAGAACCUUACAUCCAUUGCUCGCUGGAGUGCAAGGUAGAUUACAUAGCAAGACACAAGAAGGAUUUCUCGCACUACAUCAGGAGAUGUCAAUCACUGCAAUUGAGCCCCGACUCCAUCGUACCACCUGACACCGAGGUUGGCGACGACGAAGAUACGAACGAGACGACACACUCCACCGUCGUGGAAGGCGAUGAUCCCAUGCGCUCGUCGGACUCGGAGGAUUUCAAUGUCCCAUACCUUAACUUCAUCCGGAAGAAGCGCAGUGGCAUAAAUCUAUGUUCAAGGUCAGCUAACAAAGUCGAUACCGAGGACAUGGCUACAAACAUGAGCAGAAGGAAGGGCAUUCCACAUAGAUCUCCUCUAUGUUAGAAUAGACCUGUUGCUAUUUCUUGACCGUCAUCUUCUUCUUCUUCUUCCUGCCUGUUAAACUAACUUGGAGGGGCUUCCAUAAAUGAGCAUCAUGUGACUCCCAGUUCCAAGCUUCACUGUACAUUUUCCAAAGAGACAUUUAAAUUAUCACCCCGAGUGCCUGAACUGGAGCACUUUCUGUUGUUC